AUGCAAAUCUAAGGUCACAGAGGUGGGUUUCAGCCUGAAAACACCAUGAAAUGCUUUGGCUAAGCCAUUGAAGCAGGUAUAGAGGCAAUAGAAAUAGACAUUUGGCUAACAAAUGAUGGAGUUCCAAUUAUUUUACAUGGAGGUGAUAACGGUGAAUUGAAUCAUCAUUUUGAAUUUUAAGACACUCACUAUAUCUUUGAAAAGUCCUACUCAGAAUUACUGUAGUAUGACUUGGGAGAUGGUCAAAAGAUACCAACAUUAGAGGACCUUAUCAUAUUUAACCAGAAAAGACUGUUCAUAAACAUCGAACUUAAGGUCCCAAGAGAAGAAAACGUAAAAAGUAGAUACAAUUACUUAAAAUGCUCUGAAAAAAUAUUUGAGCUUAUUAAGAAGCACAAUAUCAGCUAGAACCAUAUUGAGACUAUUUACCUGAUGAAUUUCCAUCAAGAACCGCUUCCUGAACCUAGUGCAUAUACAGACUUAGGUCAUGGAAUUAAUGUCUCAAGUAAAUAUAUUACUCAAGAGGUAGUCGAUCUAUGCCACAUGAAUGGAUAGAAAGUUGGAGUAUGGGUUAGCUCUAAAGUUGAGAUUGAGAGCGAUGUGAUGUACGAGAGGCUACUGAAAAUGGGUGUGGAUUUCGUUUGCUCAGACUACCCAUUAUCAGUAUUAGCAGCUUAGACUAGAUAUCACGAGAUUCAUACUCUGAUGAAUUCUGAUUUGGAAUGUAUUAGCGACUAGUCUUGUUUUUCAGAGACAAUUGAAGACAUCACAAAUUUCGAGUCUGAUCAGAUUUAUUCAGAAUCAGGAAGUGAGAAAUACUUUAUAGAUUCGCAAAUUAGCAGCAGCAACUAUUUGCCUAUCUAUGAAAGUGAGUGA
Stylonychia lemnae is the source of this 876-nucleotide messenger RNA. The record is from the annotation of a GenBank genome assembly. NCBI's taxonomy places the organism in Eukaryota, Ciliophora, Spirotrichea, Sporadotrichida, Oxytrichidae.